CAUGGUCUUUUUGUCUUUCACAGAUGAGGUGAUCGUCUGAGCCAUGAAACAGUCUUUAAAACCCCACAAUGUGUGACAUGGAGGAAAGACUCUCCUUUAAACGACGGCUCGGCUCCUUCAGUGCUUUUCUCCAUCACAGCGUUGUCAUCCUUCUGCUGAGACAAUGCUGCUGUGCAGGUCACUCCCAAGUGGUUGCUCCAUCUUUGCCAAUAGUAGCAAUGGUUGGGGAUGACAUCAUUUUGCCAUGCCGCCUGGACCCCCCUGUGGAUACUUCAGACAUGACUGUGGAGUGGGCGAGACUUGAUCUGGACCCCAGAUUUGUUUAUGUUUGGCGUGACGGCAUGGAACUGGAGAGUAAAAAACAGGUUUCCUUCAGGCGAAGGACGUCACUGUCCAUAAACAACCUGAGAAAUGGUGACGUGUCACUGAAGCUCUCUGGAGUGAAGCUCUCUGAUGAGGGGAACUACAGAUGCUUCAUCCCUACACUUGCUAAAGAAGCUACCGUCAAGCUCGUUGUUGGUGUAGUUUCAUUCAUAGCCAUCAGUUUAGAAAGGACUGAGAAACAGGAAGUGAAGCUGGGAAUGAAUCUUCAGUGUGAGUCUGAAGGCUGGUAUCCAGAGCCUGAGGUGUUGUGGCUGGACAGUGAGGGAAACCUCCUCUCUGCUGGAUCUACAGAGAGCAUCAGACAUCCUGAUGGUCUCUAUACUGUCAGCAGCAGAGUGACUGUGGAGAGGAGACACAACAACAUGUUCACCUGUAGAGUCACACAGAACAACAUCAACCAGACCAGAGAGACACACAUUCAUGUUCCAGAUGACAUGUUCAUGGUGGGCUGCCGGUCUGGGCCUCAUAUCACCAUCUUUUCUGCUGUCGGUUUAUCCUUUAUCGUUGCACUUUUCUUGGUCGUGUUGAAGUGUAGACAAAACAAAAUAAAGGGUGAAAAGGUGACAGAUGUCACAGAGAGAAAGACUGAAUCCUGUCAGGAGUUGGAGAGAAAAGCAGCAGAAGAUGUGAUCAAAACCCUGACUGAACAGAAGGAAAACUUAGAGACCUUAAAAGAAAAACUCAUUGCACUGCUGGAGGAGGUGGAGAGAGAGGAGACAGAGAACAAGAAGAAACUGACUUCUGCUUCAGUAGUUCUCAAUGUCUUCAAAAAUGAAGUAAAGACUGUACGACAAGAGCACAAUGAAGGACUGAGGAGGAUCAAAACAGGACUUCGGGGAUGUCAGGAGGUGGAAGAGGCACAGCUAAGGACGUUAGAGGAUCUCAUAACAAGCAUGACAGCAGGAAGUGAAAGAUUGUAG
Molecule: messenger RNA, 1304 nt
Organism: Labrus mixtus (cuckoo wrasse)
Lineage: Eukaryota; Metazoa; Chordata; Actinopteri; Labriformes; Labridae
Product: butyrophilin subfamily 2 member A1-like
Exons: 6
Coding region: 69-1304 (411 amino acids)
Source: RefSeq, a predicted model, not a curated record